Messenger RNA from Rhinocladiella mackenziei CBS 650.93, 303 nucleotides. RefSeq lists its product as uncharacterized. The record is from RefSeq and is a predicted model, not a curated record. NCBI's taxonomy places the organism in Eukaryota, Fungi, Ascomycota, Eurotiomycetes, Chaetothyriales, Herpotrichiellaceae. Gene Ontology annotation, biological process: transmembrane transport; carbohydrate transport. The transcript has a single exon. Gene Ontology annotation, molecular function: carbohydrate:proton symporter activity. Bases 1 to 303 code for a protein of 100 amino acids. Gene Ontology annotation, cellular component: membrane.
AUGGCAUGGUCAGCUCUGCUUCGUAUGACCAUUGUCAUGGAAGGUUAUGAUACAACCUUGAUCAAUAGUUUCUAUGCCUUUCCCGUAUUUCGGCAGUCUUGUGGUGAGCAAAUAUCACCUGCGUGGCAAUCCGGUCUCACCAAUGCAGCCGCCGCCGGCGAAAUCCUUGGCCUGAUAUUCAACGGCUUCUUGACAGAUCGAUUUGGCUACCACAACACAAUGGUCGGCACUCUGAUUUGGAUGUCUCUGUUUGUCUUUCUCUCCUUCUUCGCUAUCAACAUCAGGAUGCUUUUUGCUGGCUAA